GUCCCUCCUACAACAUUUGGGUUUAAAUUUCUGCCUAGAGAAGACCCACAGAUUCUGCUUCCUGUUCAUCAAACGUGGCCGUCCUAAAUAGCAGCACCGACCUGAGAGCUAAUCAUGUCACUGAACCAGCUUCAUAGUUGGCUGAAUGCUGCGGUCUUUGGGCUCCUGCUCCUCCUCCUCCAUGUUCAGGGUCAGGACUCAUCAGAGGCCAACCCCAUCAGAAGCACACAAACAGGCCAGGUCCGAGGCAGCCUCAUCCAAGUCAAUGAUGCCAAAGUUGGUGUCUACAGCUUCCUGGGGAUUCCCUUUGCCAAGCCACCUGUAGGGCAACUGCGCUUUGCACCCCCUGAAGCUCCUGAGCCGUGGAGUGGUGUGAGAGAUGGGACCUCACAUCCAGCCAUUUGUCUGCAAAACCUUGAAAUGAUGAAAUCAGAGGGCCUGAAGGAUAUGAACCUGCCCCUGCCCACAUUCUCUAUGUCUGAGGACUGCCUGUAUCUCAACAUCUACACACCAGCUCAUGCCCAUGAGGGCUCUAACCUGCCUGUGAUGGUAUGGAUCCAUGGUGGUGCUCUGGUUGUAGGAAUGGCCUCCAUCUAUGAUGGAUCCACGCUGACAGCCAUUGAGGAUGUGGUGGUGGUCACUAUCCAGUACCGUCUGGGUGUCCUGGGCUUCUUCAGCACUGGAGACCAGCAUGCCAGAGGCAACUGGGGCUACCUGGACCAAGUGGCUGCCCUGCGCUGGGUCCAGCAGAACAUUGCCCACUUUGGAGGCAACCCUGACCUUGUCACCAUCUUUGGCGAGUCAGCAGGUGGUGCAAGUGUGUCUUCACUUGUUGUGUCCCCCAUGUCCAAAGGACUCUUCCACAGAGCCAUCAUGCAGAGUGGAGUAGCCCUGCUUCCUGACCUCAUCUCUGACACCCACGAGAGGGUCUACACUACGGUGGCCAACCUGUCUGGAUGUGAGACCAUGGACUCAGAGGGUCUGGUGCGCUGUCUGAGAGGCAAGAGUGAAGCAGAUAUUCUGGUCAUUAAUAAGGUCUUCAAGAUCAUCCCUGCUGUGGUGGAUGGAGUAUUCCUACCCAGGCAUCCCCAAGAGUUGUUGGCUUCUGUGGGUUUUCACCCUGUCCCCAGCAUCAUUGGUGUUAACAAUGAUGAGUAUGGUUUGAUCAUCCCCAUGGUCAUGGGCUCUGCUAAGACAAUAAAGGAAAUAACAAGGGAGAACCUGCAGGCUGUUCUGAAGAAUACAGCAGCACAAAUGAUGCUGCCUCCUGAGUGUAGUGACCUGCUAAUGGAAGAGUACAUGGGGGACACUGAGGAUCCCCAAGCUCUCCAAAUACAGUUCACAGAGAUGAUGGGAGACUUCAUGUUUGUGAUCCCUGCACUCCAAGUAGCACAUUUUCAACGUUCCCAUGCCCCUGUCUACUUCUAUGAGUUCCAACAUCAGCCCAGCUUUGUAAAGGAUGUCAGGCCACCCCAUGUGAAAGCUGACCAUGGUGAUGAGGUUCUUUUUGUCUUUGGGGCCUUCUCCUUCGGCAUGAAACGAGACCUCACUGAGGAGGAAGAGCUACUGAACAGGAGGAUGAUGAAGUACUGGGCCAACUUUGCAAGACAUGGGAACCCCAACAGUGAGGAUCUACCCUACUGGCCCAUGUUGGAUCAUGAAGAGCAGUACCUGCAGCUGAACAUCCAGCCUGCUGUGGGCCGAGCCCUGAAGGCCAGAAGGCUGCACUUCUGGACCCAGACUCUGCCCCAGAAGAUCCGAGAGCUACAGGGAGCCCAGGACAAGCAUACAGAGCUCUAGUGCCCUGUGUGAGGAAUGGGAUGAAGACUCCUUCCGGUCUUCCUUAAGCUCUCGUCCUCGCUGUCCUCUUCUCUAAGACCAAAAGAGUCUUUAAGUGAAGCAGAAACAUUGGAAAAUAUGGAUUCUUAGGAGAACCCAUAUCUAUAUGUAGGAAGUUAAGGCCUACCAGGCCAAAAGGAGCCAAUCUGGAGUCCAUCUGUGCCUAGCCAAUAAGGAGCUACUAAGCAGUGUUUCCUGAGUGCCUAGCAACAGGCACUCUCAGAGGUCCUGACUGUGCCUAGCAAAUGAGAGAUGAGAAUGAAAUAUUAACUGUCAAUGGAUCAGAAUGCUUGAGUGCUGGGAAGGUAUUUACGUUGUUCUCUGCUGUUAAAUAAAUGAGUCUGCUGUGAGCUCUCUACCUGA
Messenger RNA from Arvicola amphibius (Eurasian water vole), 2202 nucleotides. Its product is annotated as acylcarnitine hydrolase-like. Bases 115 to 1800 code for a protein of 561 amino acids. The record is from RefSeq and is a predicted model, not a curated record. NCBI's taxonomy places the organism in Eukaryota, Metazoa, Chordata, Mammalia, Rodentia, Cricetidae. Gene Ontology annotation, cellular component: intracellular membrane-bounded organelle. The transcript has 13 exons. Gene Ontology annotation, molecular function: carboxylic ester hydrolase activity.